Prunus mume (Japanese apricot) is the source of this 3462-nucleotide messenger RNA. It is a transcript of the gene ATHB-15, whose product is annotated as Homeobox-leucine zipper family protein / lipid-binding START domain-containing protein. Lineage: Eukaryota; Viridiplantae; Streptophyta; Magnoliopsida; Rosales; Rosaceae. Gene Ontology annotation, molecular function: DNA-binding transcription factor activity; DNA binding; lipid binding. The record is from RefSeq and is a predicted model, not a curated record.
ACCCCCACAGUGGAGCGAAGAAGACCCUCUCUCUGAGCCGAAAGUGACGAACCAAUGAAAAACAACAACACCAACAACAAAACCGUAUGAGUACCAAAGCAAAAACAAGAAAAGCAAACCAAAAACACUGAGCAAAAGCAUAAAAAAAAAAAAAUUUACUGCCUCGCUUUCCCUUUUCUUCUUCUUCUUCUUCAUCCAGCUCAAAGUCUUCACCUUUCAGCUUCCAAAACUCAAACCACACACGCAUCAACCAUGCUGCUCCCAACCCAUUAGACCCCAGAAGAUGUCUGGGAGAUUAGAUAUGGAAACCAUCGAGAUCGGUGAGACGGUGACGUUUCCUCUGGUUCUUAGGCCGUAGUAGAGAGAUCGCUUUGUCCCAGCUGGGGAAGACGACUCGUUUCACUAACUGAGUCAAUUUAGUAACUCGUGUUUCGUUUCAAACGUUUUGGUUUUGGUUUUGGUUUUGGGAAUCAGAUCGGUUGUGUUUGCUGAUCUCGAAGGAUUUGUAUAGCUUCUUUGUGUUUGGUGCUGUCCUUUGGGUUUAAAGAAAACGAGGACAACUCCGUUCCAGCUAAGGAUAUUGCUGUUCCUUGUCGGUUUUAUCUCCAUACUCGAAAAAGAUAUUUGUUUUUGAAUAUUUAGGCACCAAGGUCUGCAAGUUUGUACAUUUGGGUAGAGACCCAGUUGCCAUUCUGGUCUGUUUUGGUGCUCUGAAGCUUUGAAAGGUGCUUGAAGCUGUGGUUUCAGCAAGAGAAGCCAUCUGGGUUUGGUGUAUUUUUUGUGGGUAGCAAGUGAUUUUGAGCUGAACAUUGGAAAUGGCUAUGUCCUGCAAGGAUGGUAAGGGAGGAUUAGAUAAUGGCAAGUAUGUGAGGUACACACCUGAGCAGGUUGAGGCCCUUGAAAGGCUCUAUCAUGAAUGCCCCAAACCCAGUUCGAUUCGUCGCCAACAGCUUAUUAGGGAGUGCCCAAUUCUCUCUAACAUCGAGCCCAAACAAAUUAAGGUUUGGUUCCAGAAUAGAAGAUGUAGAGAGAAGCAGCGGAAAGAGGCUUCGCGCCUCCAAGCUGUCAAUAGGAAGCUCACUGCUAUGAAUAAGCUUUUAAUGGAGGAAAAUGAUAGGUUGCAGAAGCAGGUGUCUCAUCUGGUGUAUGAAAAUGGUUAUUUCCGUCAGCAUACCCAGGGGACAACGCUUGCAACCAAAGACACGAGUUGUGAGUCAGUGGUGACGAGUGGUCAACACCAUUUGACACCUCAGCAUCCGCCAAGGGAUGCAAGUCCUGCAGGACUUUUGUCCAUUGCAGAAGAAACUUUAGCAGAGUUUCUUUCAAAGGCUACUGGAACUGCUGUUGAGUGGGUCCAAAUGCCUGGAAUGAAGCCUGGUCCGGAUUCCAUUGGAAUCGUUGCUAUUUCUCAUGGUUGCACUGGAGUGGCAGCACGAGCUUGCGGCCUGGUGGGUCUAGAGCCUACCAGGGUUGCAGAGAUCCUCAAAGAUCUCCCUUCGUGGCUGCGUGAUUGCCGCGCUGUAGAUGUUUUGAAUGUACUGCCUACAGCAAACGGUGGAACCAUUGAGUUGCUCUACAUGCAGCUCUAUGCGCCGACAACUUUGGCGCCUGCAUGUGAUUUCUGGCUGUUGCGCUAUACUUCUGUUUUAGAGGAUGGCAGCCUUGUGAUUUGUGUGAGGUCUCUGAAAAACACUCAAAAUGGUCCAACCAUGCCUCCAGUGCAGCAUUUUGUUAGAGCAGAAAUGCUGCCUAGUGGCUACCUCAUACGACCCUGUGAAGGGGGUGGUUCAAUUAUACAUAUCGUUGACCAUAUGGAUUUGGAGCCUUGUAGCGUACCAGAAGUCUUGCGCCCAUUGUAUGAAUCAUCUGCUGUUCUUGCUCAAAAGAUGACAAUGGCGGCUUUACGCCAGCUGAGGCAGAUAGCACAUGAGGUUUCUCAAUCUAAUGUCACAGGGUGGGGCAGACGUCCUGCAGCUUUACGAGCACUAAGCCAGAGGCUUAGUAGGGGUUUUAAUGAGGCACUUAAUGGAUUUACUGAUGAGGGGUGGUCAAUGAUGGGAAAUGAUGGCAUGGAUGAUGUUACUAUCCUCAUAAACUCAUCUCCUGACAAGUUAAUGGGUUUAAAUCUUUCCUUUGCUAAUGGAUUUCCAGCUGUCAGUAAUUCUGUAUUAUGUGCUAAAGCAUCAAUGCUGCUACAGAAUGUGCCUCCUGCUAUCCUUCUUAGGUUCCUGCGCGAGCAUAGAUCAGAAUGGGCAGACAACAAUAUUGAUGCUUACUCAGCUGCAGCUGUUAAAGUUGGCCCUUGUAGCUUAGCUGGGUCACGAGUUGGAAGUUUCGGAGGUCAAGUUAUACUCCCCCUGGCUCACACUAUUGAACAUGAAGAGUUCUUGGAAGUCAUUAAACUGGAAGGUGUUGGCCAUUCUCCUGAAGAUGCAAUGAUGCCAAGAGAAAUGUUUCUCUUGCAACUAUGCAGUGGAAUGGACGAAAAUGCUGUGGGUUCCUGUGCUGAACUCAUAUUUGCUCCGAUUGAUGCUUCCUUUGCUGAUGAUGCACCUCUUCUGCCUUCUGGUUUUCGCAUCAUUCCUCUCGAUUAUGGGAAGGAAGCCUCGAGUCCAAACCGCACCUUGGACCUUGCUUCUGCUCUUGAAAUUGGACCAACUGGAAAUAAAGCAUCGAGUGAAUUUUCUGCAAAUACUGGUUGUGUGAGAUCUGUGAUGACUAUAGCAUUUGAAUUUGCAUGCGAGAGCCACAUGCAAGAACAUGUAGCAUCCAUGGCCCGGCAAUAUGUUCGCAGCAUCAUAUCUUCAGUUCAGAGGGUGGCAUUAGCACUAUCUCCUUCACAUUUAAGUUCACAUGCUGGUCUUCGGUCACCACUUGGUACUCCUGAAGCCCAAACGCUUGCUCGUUGGAUCUGCAACAGUUACAGGUGCUAUUUGGGUGUGGAGCUGCUCAAAUCCUCCAAUGAAGGAGGUGAAUCUAUCCUCAAAUCCUUGUGGCAUCACUCAGAUGCAAUUAUGUGCUGCUCUCUGAAGGCAUUGCCAGUUUUUACCUUUGCAAACCAGGCAGGGCUCGACAUGCUAGAGACCACCUUGGUUGCACUGCAAGACAUAACUCUGGAAAAGAUAUUUGAUGACCAUGGACGGAAGACUCUCUGCUCAGAAUUCCCGCAAAUAAUGCAACAGGGUUUUGCUUGCCUUCAAGGUGGCAUAUGCCUUUCCAGCAUGGGGCGACCGGUGUCGUAUGAGAGAGCAGUCGCUUGGAAAGUGUUGAAUGAAGAGGAGACAGCUCACUGCAUGUGUUUUCUAUUUGUAAACUGGUCUUUCGUCUGAUAUCGGGACCGGGUCACUAAGACUAGGGGGGGUUAUAAUAGGGUUGAAUAGAGGAGACUUGGAAACCUUUUAUGCUUAAAACUCUCUCUUAUCUAUGUUUUGCUGUGAUAAAUACUAUGGAUGUUAAGACUGA